Fukomys damarensis (Damara mole-rat) is the source of this 1426-nucleotide messenger RNA. RefSeq names its product beta-1,3-galactosyl-O-glycosyl-glycoprotein beta-1,6-N-acetylglucosaminyltransferase 7. The transcript is spliced from 4 exons. Gene Ontology annotation, molecular function: acetylglucosaminyltransferase activity. Lineage: Eukaryota; Metazoa; Chordata; Mammalia; Rodentia; Bathyergidae. Gene Ontology annotation, cellular component: membrane. The record is from RefSeq and is a predicted model, not a curated record. The coding region runs from base 134 to 1426 and encodes 430 amino acids.
CGGAGGACGGGACUGGGGCCGCCCAGCGCUCACCACUGCCGCUCUCUCCGGGACUGCAGCGGUGGAAGCUGAGCAGGAGGCUAAAGGAAGAGAUUUCAGGCCGUGGCACUAGAACGCAUGUGGAGCUCACAACAUGAGCCGGCUUCGGGCCACGCAGCCAGGCCUUCUUGUGUGCACAGUGACCGGCGUCCUCAUCUUUCUCUGCGUUAGGACUCUCACUCCCGAGAAGCCAGAGGAGGAGCCCACACACCCAGUGGCAGUGGAGUGCGGCUUUUAUCCUGACGAACUGUGUUCAGCUCUGUUUGAAGGGAAAGGGGUGGCCCCUCAAAUCGCAAAAUUCUGUAAAAUCCCUCAUGGGUCCGAAAUCCUUGCUUAUUUACACACUCCAGGAAACUGCUCCCAGACGGCCCAGAGGCUGCGUUUCAUCACCAGGCCCCUGUCUGCCGAAGAGGGCAACUUUCCUCUGGCGUACAUAAUCACUCCUCCGAAGGAGCUGGCCAUGUUUGUGCAGCUUCUCAGAGCGAUUUACGCACCUCAGAACGUUUACUGUAUUCAUGUUGACGACAAGGCCCAAAGGAAGUACAAGGCUGCUGUGCAAAGCCUGGUCAGCUGCUUUGAAAAUGUCUUUAUCUCAUCAAAGAGACAGAAAGCCGCUUCUGCGGGCCUUACAAGACUACAGACAGAUAUUAACUGCAUGAGAGACCUGGUCCACUCCAAAUUUCAAUGGAACUAUGUCAUUAAUCUUUGUGGGGAGGAUUUUCCAAUCAAAACCAAUAAAGAAAUCAUACACUACAUCAGAAGCAAAUGGAAUGAUAAAAAUGUCACUCCUGGAGUAAUGCAACCAUCAACUCCUAAACACAAGACAAGUCAAAGUCACCCCGAGUCCAGCCCUACAGGAGGCAUCUAUGUCCCACCGAAUGAAGGAUUCAAACGUGAGCCCCCCCAUAACCUAACGAUUUACUUUGGAAGUGCUUACUAUGUGCUUAGGAGAAAGUUUGUGGACUUCAUAUUGACUGACGUCCGUGCAAAGGACAUGCUGCUGUGGUCCAGGGACAUCCACAGCCCAGAGCGCCACUACUGGGUGACCCUGAACCGACUGAGAGACGCUCCAGGUGCCACACCAGAUGCUGGCUGGGAAGGAGAUGUGCGAGCCAUCAAAUGGAGAUCAGAGGAAGGAAAGGGCCACGAUGGAUGUAAAGGCCACUACGUCCAAGACACCUGCGUAUAUGGACUAGGAGACCUGCCGUGGAUCAUUGGGUCGCCUUCUUUGUUUGCCAACAAAUUCGAGCCCUCGGCAGACCCCCUUGUGGUCACGUGCUUGGAGAGGCGGCACAGACUUAAGGUCCUCCAGCAGGCAGAAGUCUCUGUAGACCCGCACUGGCGUUUUCAACAGCAAAGUCACUUCAACCUGAAGCCCAGCCACUGA